Molecule: messenger RNA, 3912 nt
Organism: Dentiscutata erythropus
Lineage: Eukaryota; Fungi; Glomeromycota; Glomeromycetes; Diversisporales; Gigasporaceae
Source: the annotation of a GenBank genome assembly
AUGGCAGAUGACAUAGAUUGGUAUUUUGGUUCAUUGGCUUCUAUUCCCAAGAAUGAUUCUGUUGCUUUAACAGCCUCUAGCAAAAAUUCUUAUCUUGACGUACAAACUCAAGAGUCUAAAAAUGGAAAGAACGCACAGAAAAUUGACGAUGCUAAUAAUGAGUUUGUUCGUACUGAUACAGAUACUUUUUCAACCUUAGCGGAUUGUAUCUGCUCGGCCUCUUCAUUGGCUGACUCGGACGAGAGUUAUUCUGAAGACAGCACUAGCGAAGACGAUGAUGAUUCUUCAGCUGAGGAUAUAGUUUUUGAUCUCAAGAAAUUGCAGCGUGAACAAGUCAAGCUUAAUUUACGUAAAAAGUUAUUGACUAAUGGCUCAUUGAACGAAGGAGUGAACUUAUCAUCAAACGGUUCUGAUACGUCAAACAGUUUACAGUUGGAAGGCGCCCCCGAAAAUGGGUAUAUAGAACAUGCUAGCCGUAAUUCUCUUUGUCCAGUUAAAUCCGCGCAAAGGCCUUCAGUUUAUAUGCUUAAUUACAAAAAGUUUAAAGCAUCAACAAAAUAUUUUUCGCCACCGGAUUCUCAUAUUGAUGAUGGAUCUGCUUGGAUUCCUAAAGUUAAGCGGACACGACUUCCUAUUGAAUCACGCAGGGAUGAUAUUGUUAACAUUAUUCGAGAAAAUAAGGUAGUUGUGUUAAGUGGAAGUACGGGAUGUGGCAAGUCAACCCAAGUCCCGCAAUACAUACUCGAUGAUUGCUUACAACGAAAUACUUCCGUUAACAUAAUAUGUACACAACCGCGUCGUAUCGCUGCGACUUCUCUUGCGCAUCGAGUUUCUUCUGAACGGGGAACGAAGCUUCGUGGGCAAGUGGGGUUUCAUAUUGGUGGUAAAAAUGGAUACUCCUCGUCAACUCGAUUAUUAUAUGUCACGACAGGCAUUUUGUUGGAAAUGUUAAAAGCAGAUCGAUAUUUAAAGUCUUACACUCAUGUAAUCAUGGAUGAGAUCCAUGAACGAAAUGUCGACGACGAUUUAAUGAUGGCUCACCUUUGCGAAAUUAUGAGAAUGAAUCCAUCUUUAAAGUUGAUCAUUAUGUCGGCUACUAUGAAUGUCCAAAAGUUUACGGAUUAUUUUCGUGAAUUCGAAACCGAGAAAGAUGGUAUUACAUCGAAAAUCCCAUGGAUAGAUAUACCCUCUAAGAAUUUUUCUGUUGAUGUAUUCUAUCUAGAAGAUGUUUGUCAGGGUCUGGAAGUUACCGAAGCGUAUCAAACGCUAAUUAUGAAUGAGCCUAAGAAACCUGCAAUGAUGCAAGAAAGAAGGGACGUUUUAAUAAACUGGAUUAUGCAUUGCCAUGUCACAUGUUCGGCCGAUGAAGCAUUUUUGGUUUUUUUGUCGGGAAUAUCUAUCAUUGCUGAAGUGGAAGACCAAUUGAUGUUUUGUAAUGAACAACAACGAUGUGGAAUGAUGCAGAAUGGCGGAAAACCAAUUCCUUUUAUGACUGUUAUAAAGCUUCACUCUACCGUCACGAUAGAUGAGCAAUGUGUAAUUAUGCAACGUCCCAAAAGUAAUCACCGAAAAAUCAUAUUAGCAACUAAUGUUGCCGAAAGUUCAAUAACUGUCCCCGACGUACGAAUUAUAUUUGAUUCAUGUUUGCGCAAAGAUGUGUAUUAUGAUAAAGCCGCGAGAUGUUAUAGCUUGAACGAGCAAUGGAUAAGUAAAGACUGCGCUGAACAACGACGCGGAAGGGCUGGUAGAGUAGGACCUGGAGUGCUUUAUAGGUUCGUACCAAAAAGAUUUUAUGACCAAUUAUGUGAAGAAAGGACUCCCGAGAUUCGAAGAACGCCACUCAAUUCCUUAUUGCUGAGAUGCAUAUAUGCAAAUUUCGGAGAUCCCCGUACAUUGUUGUCCCACUGUAUAGAUCCGCCUGAUGAUACUGCGGUUGAUUACGCAUUAGAAGAUCUGGAAACAACAGGAGCUGUCACUAAAUCUAAUCCAAUAAUUAAGGAAACAGAUGACUGGGUUCAAGGAAGCGUGAUAACCUAUGAAUACGAAGUGACUAGGCUUGGAUCAAUCCUCGCACAGCUUCCGAUCGAUCUUCAUUCAGGAUUAUUAGUUGUAUAUGGGGCUAUAUUUGGAUCUUUGUAUGACACUAUGAUUAUUGCGGCUAUCCUACAAAAUCGAGGCGUUAUUGUGCAGCCACCUAAUCAAGAAAUAGCUAUUAGUGCAGCGAUGAAAAGAUUUCAUUUAAAUUUACCUGAUGAAUAUAAGUUACAGGGAGGUUCUGACUUAAUAUCCCACCUUCGUGCUUAUUUAUUUUGGGAAGAGACGACACAAAAUGACAGUGAAUUUGAUAGGACUGAAGAAUUAAAUUGGUGUCAACAACAGUUUAUUAGUUUAUAUUGGAUACGCGAAAUACAAGACUUGGUGAUCACUAUCCGAGAGUCAUUAUCUUAUCAAAAUAUAUGUUCGCCUCCAACAAAACAAGAACGAGAUAAAAUACGUAGGAAUCGUGUAAAUAACUCGCAUCUUAUUAUUCCAGAUGAAUCUUUGGAGUACUCAGACCUUGACACUGAACAAUAUAUUGAUAGUGCUAUUCACAUUCUUGAUUUGUCCACUUUGGACGAAAGGCAGCAGGAUGAUGAUAACUUGAUCUCUGAAACAUUGAUGACCAAUAAACUAAAAGAUCACCAAUCCUCUUCAAAAUUGAGCACGUCUGUAUAUCAAAUAACCAGCAAUUUACGAACUUUAAAUCCUUGGAUGAAUGUAUUUGAUCGUCAAUACGAGAUCAUUUCUAAAAAGGUUCAGCUGCGACGGGAACCCAAUGUUUUACUCCUUACAACUUUAUUUAUGGCAGCAUUUCAUCAAAAUUUAUUUCGAGUUACACCAUGUAAUGAUACUCGCGUUUUCAAAAAUUGUCCUUCAGAGUUUAAUCGCAAUCACACAAUCGAAUUCUCUGCUAAAGUCCUCCCGCCAAGGCAGGUGUUAGUAGAAACAUUUGAAAAGGAUAUUGGAAUUAUACAGAAAAUGGUACACCCGGAUAGCGAAUUAUUAGGCCCUGAUGGUGAUUAUGAAUAUAGUUAUGUUGAGUUCGCAAAACCCGCUAUACCGUUGUGGACCCAUUCUCGAUACCGAGCUAGAACGAAAUCUUUUUUAUGUAAUCAUAUAGAAUCGCAUUUACCGGAUGCAGUGUUUUUAGCGCCCAAAUUAAGGACGGUCAAAAAUGGUGUCUGGGCUGAUGCCAAUAAUGUAAAUAGUGCAAAUGGCACAAAUAAUACAAAUAGUACAAAUAAUAUAGGUGCAACAUCAUACACCGUUGGAUCCUCAUUAUAUCCAGAGGAUCAAAAAAAAUUGAGAUUCUCUGGCAUUAAUGGAUGUCCAGAAACUGCCACGGCACUCAGCCCCAUUUUUCAUUCAAAGUCUACCAGGGCUUAUCAAUCAAAAACUUCAUUAUUUUUUCCUUUAAUUAUUAAUGAUGGUGAACACAAGAAUUAUGCCGUUUGUGCCGGGAAAAUGAUAACAGUGGAUCACGGAAAAGCACACGUUGCAGAGCAUAUCACAUGCCUCAUCGGACCUCCAAAUACAACCAAUAAUGUUGGAGAUGUGAUUCUCUCAGUUUUUGCCAACAAAAUAAUAGAACGAGAUGGCAUUUGGAACGUGCAUGUAAAUUUGACAGAAUAUCCACUUUUCGAUGUAAAGCCUUUGGAAAUCGAUAAAAGGUUGAUUAAUUCAAUCAGAUACUUUCUGAAACAAGCAUUAUUUGAAAAAGAACCUAAAGUAGAAGACAUGGGAGGUGACUAUUCAAAGAAAAAUAUACCCUAUCUACUAACUCAACAGGAGAUUAUUAAAGUUUGGGAACAAUGUAGAAUUACACCAGAUUAUGCUGGAAAAUUACUAGUAGAAUCGAUCUUAAUUCUUUGA